Molecule: messenger RNA, 1260 nt
Organism: Leucoraja erinaceus (little skate)
Lineage: Eukaryota; Metazoa; Chordata; Chondrichthyes; Rajiformes; Rajidae
Product: cystatin-like
Exons: 3
Coding region: 52-525 (157 amino acids)
Biological process (GO): negative regulation of microglial cell activation; positive regulation of myelination; immune response
Cellular component (GO): endoplasmic reticulum; late endosome; extracellular exosome
Molecular function (GO): cysteine-type endopeptidase inhibitor activity
Source: RefSeq, a predicted model, not a curated record
GCCGGCAGUAUAAGGAGGCUGCGGCGCGUGCUGCAGGCGACUGUUGGCGGGAUGGGCGACGGUUGGCCAGCGGGAGAGCGCGGGAUGGGCGCGAGGACGGGGGCGGCGCUGUUGGUGACAGCGUUGGUGGCGGCGCUGGCGGGCCGCGCACGCGCGUGCGGCAAGACAUUGACCGGGGUGGAAGGAGGGCCGCCGACGCCGCCGACGCCGCCGGGCGUGGGCUCUCCCACCGACAUCUCGGUGGACGACGCCAACAUGGUGAAGGCCGCCAACUUCGCCGUCGUCAAGUACAACAUGAAGAGCAACGAAGCCUACCUCUACAAGACCGAGAGGAUAGUGACCGCUAAGCAGCAGAUUGUUAAUGGUGUGCUAUUCUACAUUGAAAUGUAUAUUGGGAAAACUGAAUGCCGAAAAACUGGAAGUGAACAGCUGGAAAGCUGUGCUUUUGUUUCACCUACGGAGAAACGGCCGCUUUGGAAAAAAAACAUGAGAUUGAGGAACGAAAAGGGCGGUUUAAGAGAGUAGCCGAAGAGUUGGAUGGACAGGCAUAGGAAGAAGAAGAAGAACGUCUGAGGGGAGAGAAAAGGAACGGCUGAAAAUGGCCACGAAGUUGGCAGUUGUCAACGUGAAGAAAAAGGUAUUGCAGAGUCGGGGAUCAGGAUGCGGCUCAAAAGUAUCUCUGAAGAAGAGUUCCUCAGUAGCUUUCAUAGCUACUUUUUUAAUGUCUAUUAGUAAUUUAGCUUAACUUUUAAACCAUCUAGCUUAACCAUUUAGCUUAUGUUAUAAUUAUAACCAGUUACCUUUAAUUUUAUCUGCCUGUAAUUAUGUGGGUGCGAUUUAUACAUAAUCUGGGGUGUGGUUUGCAGCUAGGAUUCCGGCGCAGACGCCCUAGGAGUUUAGUUUAGUUGUAUGAAGAUCAGGGGGGAGACAUCGUUUUUGACCAUGCACGAGCAUGUCCAUGAGUAUGAUUGAAAUGUACUUAUACAAGAAGAAGCUUUUAUUAAUUGUCUUACUGUUCAUACUACUACAAUAAAUAAACUAUUAAUCAAGAGUGUUUUUGGAAGAUUCAUCUUUCGACGGCAUUGAAUGUCUCGUGGGUGCGUAUAGAUUUCCUUCUGAUCCACGGUCAUCAUUGAGGGCUAAACCCUCGAGACAUUUUGCCCAAUAUUAAAAUAUCAGUUUCAACAUGAUGUACAUUGAAAUUAUUUUGAAAUACAGAACAGGUGUUCCUGCAGUAUUGGUACACAAUGUCAAUACACC